Molecule: messenger RNA, 681 nt
Organism: Hyaloperonospora brassicae
Lineage: Eukaryota; Oomycota; Peronosporomycetes; Peronosporales; Peronosporaceae
Source: the annotation of a GenBank genome assembly
AUGGACCGCCGCACGUCCUCCACGUGCACGAGCUUCUUGUCCAACGACGGCAGCGACGACGUCGUCGUGCGCUACCAGUGGAACGGCGAGUCCAUCGGCCUCGAGCUCAUGCGCUCGGCCGCCGCGUCCGACGACCACAUUGUCCACUGGGCAAAGGGCGCGCUGGGCGUCACGCUGAGCGUCGAAGAGACGUCGCGCCGCAUUGUCGUCACGCGCUCGAGCCGCAUCGACGUCCAAGUGGGCGACGUCCUGCGCCGCGCAGGGCCUGUGCCGAUCACCGAACAGAACUUUACGCAGCAGAUGGCGCUGCUCAAGCAGCAGCACGAACUCGGGGGCACGGGUGCUGCCGGUGUGCCACUGGUGUUUGGCGCGCCGCCGCCGCCCGUGCUCGUGAAAAAGUGCGCCGGGGCGCUGCGCGACGCGGGCGUUGGACCGACGUUUGAGCUGCGGUACGUCGACGGCCGCGUCGUGCGGUACCUCGAGAUGAAGGAGCUGCAGGUGCUCAUUCGCAACUCGCACAAGCCCUGCACGAUGGCGUUUGUCCAGUGCAAAGGCAAACAGUUCUACGACGUGCUCCAGCGGCAGGAGCACCAUCGACGGAAGCUGCAGCAAGUCAGUCAAGCGGCGGCCGCGAGCGCGGGGCUGGCGCUCGCGGCAGCGAUUGUCGUCAACAUUACAUGA